AUGAGUUCCAGACCCUAUGAAAUCAUUGUCCUUGGAGCUACUGGUUGGACUGCCACGAUUUGUGCUGAACACAUCGCCAGAGCGUUCCCAAUCAACACAAAAUGGAGUAUAGCAGGCCGGUCGGCAGCCAAGCUCGAAGCGUUACGCCAAUCCCUACGGAUCAUCAACCCUGACAGGCUGGAACCAACUGUUCACAUCUGCUCGGGGGAGAUGACUAUGCUCGGUAUGCGGGGUGGAUCGUUACACACCGUGCUUGAUGUUGCAGAGAACUAUGGUGUAAGAGGAUGGUUGACUGUUGACACUUACAUCUCAGUGGUGCUCAUUCAUAUCAUCAGCAAAAUUGGUAUCCUCUUUCUUGCUGUGCCUUGGUUUCGAUCAUUUUUUCGCACGAAAUCGUUUAGUCCAGGAGAUGGACCAGACCGAACAGAGAGUCGAAAGACUGAAAGUGCCGAGUGGAAGGCUGUCGGUUACGUGACUGGAGUAGCAGAGCCAGUCGCGUUUUCGAGAUUUGCUUUUCAAGGAGCGUUGGUGGAUAUGGCGGCAAUUCUGGCUGUAGAGGCUGUGGCAACGAUUAAUGAUAAGCUCAAAUUUAAGGACAGCAAUCAAGUAAAGGCAAGUUUGUCAACCCCUUCGACUCUGGGGCAAACAUUUGUAGAUCGCCUUCGUACAACAGGAUUUACCAUUGAGAUUGAGGGAUCAAGGAAUGCCGAUCAAAUGGCAGGCACGUUAUGA
Messenger RNA from Fusarium venenatum, 732 nucleotides. Its product is annotated as Saccharopine dehydrogenase-domain-containing protein. Lineage: Eukaryota; Fungi; Ascomycota; Sordariomycetes; Hypocreales; Nectriaceae. Gene Ontology annotation, cellular component: plasma membrane; mitochondrion; lipid droplet. Gene Ontology annotation, biological process: glycolipid biosynthetic process. The record is from RefSeq and is a predicted model, not a curated record.